UUUUUUUUUUUUUUUUUUUUUUGGUUCUUUUUUUUAGGAGCUGGGACCGAACCCAGGGCCUUGCACUUCCUAGGUAAGCGCUCUACCACUGAGCUAAAUCCCCAGCCCCUGCCCCCCAGGUCUUAAAAGUGAAGUAUUAGAGAAGGAAAGCCUGUGAGGAAGUGGUGUUCAGGAGACUCCACUGCUGCUGUCUUGUCUGUCUAGAAGCUCCCAGAGGGAGAACUAAGCGAUCUCUGAGGUGGCUGCAGUUGAGGGCGAGCCCUUUGGGUGAGCAAGAAGAGGUGCUAUUGCAAUCUAUCAUGGCAGCUGCUCCUGGGCACCGAGGCCUGGGAGUCAGGAGGAACAAAUAGAAACCCCGCUUUGUCUUUAAAAGAACUCUCAUGGGCUGUGGUGACUGCUCAGUAAAGUGCUUGGUGUGCAAGCACGAGGACCUGAAUUCUCUCCCUCAGGCCUUGAACACUUGACAUCCUCGUGCUGGGAAGACAGGUAGACAGGACCCUGAGGCUCACCACCCAGACAGGCUAGCCUACUUGUGAGCUUCAGGACUGGAGAGGCCUUGUCUCCAAAAAAAAAUAGACAGUGCCUGAGGAGUAGCACCAGCCUUGUUCUCUGGCUUCCGCAUGUACGUGAACACACACACACACACACACACACACACACACACACACACACACGACUGUAUUUACACAUGCUUAUACAUACAAGAGAAUUGGAGGUGAGAGAUUGAGUGGUUUAAGACAAGGCUUUCCUUUUUUAAAUUUUAUGGAAAAUAAUUAAAAGGCUUACAGAAAAAUCAUAAACAUAGCAAGGAACACUGGUGUCUUCUUGACCAGCAUUUAUUUAUUCUCUUUGUGUGUGUGUAUCUGUGUGUUUGUGUGUGUAUCUCUCCCUGCCUCCAUGUGUCUCCAUACACAAACAUAGGGUUUAUAAAACAUUUGUACAUAUUUGUCAGGGUGGUGUAUGUUUAUUUUACUUUCUUGUUUUGUUGAGACAAGAUCUCAUGUAGAUCAAGCUGGCAUUGAACUUCCUUAAACUGAUGAUCUUACCUCCCAAGUGCUAGGAUUACAGACGUGGAUACCACACCUGACUACAAUGUGUAGUUCUUUUCCUUUUUGAGAUUUAUUUUAUUAUUUUUAGUUAUGUAUAGCAUGUCUGCAUGUGGUUAGGUGCAUAGGAAUGCAUACAGGCCAGAGGUAUUGGAUCCCCAGAGUUUUUGAGUUCUGGGAACAAAACUUGGAUCCUCUGGAAAAGCAUCAAGUGCCCUUAACUGCUGAGUCAUCUCUCAGCCCCCACUGUGUAUUUCUAAAGUUUCCCUGUGUCAGUGUCUCUCCUGCGAUCUGAGCAAUAAAGAGGCUGAAGCAGGAAGGAGCAGCAGGUUAGAGCUUAGCUAGAACUCCACAGGGAACAUGAGACUGCCAUGGACUGAAAAGGGAGACCAUAUCCCCAAACCACGCAGAGGGACAAGGUGGAGAUGGGUAUCCCCUUACCGACUCACAUAAUUAUCAACUCCAGUAUGUCAUCUUAUCUAACUGUCCCCUUCCAUUUGUCAGUGGGGCUACUCUCCAGAGCCCCCAGUCUAGGUCAGGGUGCUGUCUGGACUCUGGAGCCCUUUGCUCUGGACCGUUUCCCUGGUCUUUUCCUUGGCUUCUGUUGCAUUGGCGCUGGGGAAGCAGCAGUCCUCCUUUUGAAAGUGUGCUACUCUCCAUGCAUGUUUGGGGUUGGGCUCAGGCUUUUCAUCCCAGGCUGAAUGUUCCCCGGGGAUUGAUGUACUUCUCCUAGGACAGCACAUCUGGAAGGGCACCGUGUGGACUCAGGGAUUCUUAACCCUGGAAGGCUACUGGUGUCUCUAAGCACACCCUCAAAAUUUAGGAGCCUACUUGGAUUCUGGAGCGCAGACCUGCCUAAGGCUGGUCAGAGGCUGGCUAGGUGAGGCCCACUCUGGACAAAAUCCCUGAAGGAUCCUCAUAACCUGUGCGUCAAUGCAACUUUGAAAUCAGAUCCACACACUCACAUUAGCAUCUUCAUAAAUAGGGCGCCUGUCGUAUUUUUAAAAAUUUACACCGUCCCUCAUACUCAGGUAGGUUUAAAGCAGGUUAUUGAAAGGCGGAGAAACAUAAAUAAGAAAAAUGAAAAAAGUAGAGACUGAAAUAGAUUGUGAUUGAAAGAAAAAUAAGAACAAGCCAAACAAAAGCCAGGGGAAAGAACUAUCGUUAUGAUAUGAUAGGUGUGAUAGAGCCUGUCAUGGCCACUGUACCUCCAAGCUGCUGGCCCCAGAUUGUCCCUGGCUUCCCAGCAGCCCACGUCAAAGAGAGACUGCAGCUUCAUGGCUUGUGUGCUGCUACAGCCAAGAGGCAGAGUUAGGGAAUUUAUUAAGUAAUGUUCUCUGUGUGCAAAAUACUGUGAUAGGUGCUGUCUGCAUGGGCCAGAGGCACAGUCAGAAGUCAGCUCCUGUGAGCAUCCUCUGCCCCCAUUCCUGAAGGAGACUUUACAGGGCUUUUAAUCUCCCUGUAUGCCCUUUAAAAUUAAAAUGAAAAAUAAUGAAUUUUUCUAAGUAUUCAUACUUUAUAAUUUAAAAGCAAGUUAAAUUUUUUUCUUUUUUUUUUUUUUUUCGGAGCUGGGGACCGAACCCAGGGCCUUGCGCUUGCUAGGCAAGCGCUCUACCACUGAGCUAAAUCCCCAACCCCUUAAAUUUGUUUUUUAUAUGGCCCUGGCUGUCCUGAAACUCAUUAAGUGGCCUUGAACUCACAGAGAUCUACCUGCCUCUGCAUCCCAGGUGCCACACAUAACUAAAAUGUAAUAUUUUUUUAAAGAUUUGUUAAUUAAUUAUGUAUGUAUGUAUGUAUGUAUGUAUGUAUGUAUGUAUGUAUACAAUGUUCUGCCUGCAUUUAUGCCUGCAGAUCAGAAGAGGGCAUCAGAUCUCAUUAUUGAUGGUUAUGAGCCCCAAUGUGGUUGCUGGAAAUUGAACUCAGGAUCUCUGGAAGAGCAGUCUUAACCAUUUAACUCUUAACCUCUGAGCCAUCUCUCCAAUCCCCAAAUUUUAAUAUUUUCAAAAAUUUUAUGUAUAUGAACAUUUUCCCUGCAUGUAUUUCUGUGCACCAUGUGGGUGUGGGUGCAGCACCCACAGAGACUAGAAAAGGGUGCCAGGUCUCCUGGGAUGGGAGCUAUAGACAGUUGUAAGCCACCAUGUGGUUGCUGAUCAAAUCCAGGUCUUCUGGAAGAGCAUCUGGUACUCUUAACUGGGGAGCCAUCUCUCCAGGCCUCAAAUUCAUGUGGAUGGAUGGAUGGAUGGAUGGAUGGAUGGAUGGAUGGAUGGAUGGAUGGAUGGAUGGACAGACAAACAGAUAGCGGGCUGGAUGAGAGUCGAGCCAUUGCUGCCCGCAGUUAUCUAAAUACUGUGGCAUAGAGCUGGUUGCUCUUUGUUCCCUGGGAGAAGGAUGGGGUCCCAGGUUGCCGAUCAGUUACACUUGUGUGUUUACUCAGGUACUGAAGAGCUGUUCCCCAGAGCUGCCAGCUACCCUGCAUUCAGGCAGAAAAUGGCUCUGUAGUUUGUGCCUUAUGAUGCGGCCACAGGAGAGCUAGCAUGUAGAAAUCUCAGGAGCUGGCUGGGUUUAAGGAUGUAAGUGUUGGCUAUCUAGGUUUUAAAGGGGCUUCAAGCCAGGCGGUUAACCACCCACCUGAAGCCUCCUGCUGUUUGUAAAAUUUACCGCACUGGUUCACACACUAGACUGCUUCACACACCCCCUUCUGAACUAGGAUACAAGACAGAAGAACUGGUCAGAGGGUUUGUAAAGAUUACCAUCAACACUGGCAAAGCUCUUGUUGGAGAGCAUGGACUUCAUUUGUGGAGAAAUAGGUUCCCUACUGAGUCCAGGACUCACAUCACUUCUGGACCGCCUGCCAAACCUGUACUGCUGCCCUUCCCACAGAACCGCCACACGGGGGCAGCAUACACAAGCAAGAGCUGGCCCUACCAUAGAACAGCCACACGGGGGCAGCAUACGCGAACAAGAACUGACCCUACCCCAGAACCACCACACGGGGGCAGCAUAGAUGAGCAGGGAUAACCUUACUUUCUCUGGUAGGCUCUGUGGUUGUCAGGAAUGGGUGGGCAGGUGGUACACAGCAAGGUAUGCCCUGUCACAUAAACCCAGUGAGUCGUCCCUCUAACCAGAGAAAAGAGAAGACCCAUGCUGGCAGAAGGCCUCACCAACUCCAGGAGAAGAGAGGCUCUUCGGCCUGCCCUGUCUGCUUAUGCCUUGUCGGAGCUGGCAGGUGGAUCCAAUUGCUCCCGGGAUUGGUGCUGGCCUCAACCAUGUUACGAGCAUCCUUGGCACCUGAGAAGUUGAAGGAUGUCCCAUUACUGCCCUCCCUGGAUUAUGAGAAGCUGAAGAAGGAUUUGAUUUGGGGGAGUGACCGCUUAAAAGCCUUCUUGUUGCAGGCUCUGCGCUGGCGCUUGACCACAUCCCAUCCCGGAGAGCAGAGGGAGACAGUCCUGCAAGCCUACAUCAGCAAUGACCUCUUGGAUUGUCACAGCCACAACCAGAGGAGUGUGUUGCAACUCCUGCACUCCAAGAGCGAGGCUGUGCGGCAGUACAUGGCCAGGCUCGUCAACGCCCUGGCAUCCCUGGCUGAAGGUCGCCUCUACCUGGCCCAGAACACAAAGGUGCUACGGAUGCUGGAGGGAAGGCUGAAGGAGGAAGACAAGGAUGUCAUCACGCGUGAGAAUGUCCUCGGGGCCUUGCAGAAGUUCAGCCUCAGGCGGCCUCUGCAGACGGCGAUGAUUCGAGAUGGCCUCAUCUUCUGGCUGAUUGACCUACUGAAAGAGCCCGACUGCCUGUCCGACUACACACUGGAGUACUCUGUGGCUUUGCUCAUGAAUCUCUGUCUCCGAAGUGCAGGAAAGAACAUGUGUGCUAAGGUGGCAGGACUCAUGCUGAAAGUUCUUUCGGAUCUCCUUGGCCAUGAAAACCAUGAGAUCCAGCCAUAUGUGAAUGGAGCCCUGUACAGCAUCCUGUCUAUCCCGUCCAUUCGUGAGGAGGCCAGAGCCAUGGGAAUGGAGGACAUUCUUCGAUGCUUCAUCAAAGAAGGCAAUGCCGAAAUGAUCCGCCAGAUAGAGUUUAUCAUCAAGCAGCUGAAUUCCGAAGAUUUACUGGAUGGUGUUCUUGAAUCCGAUGAUGACGAGGAUGAAGAUGAUGAAGAGGAUCAUGACAUCAUGGAGGCUGACUUGGACAAAGAUGAACUGAUCCAGCCCCAGCUUGGAGAACUCUCAGGCGAGAAGCUUCUAACCACAGAGUACUUGGGAAUCAUGACCAACACUGGGAAGGCACGGAGGAAAGGGCUGGCCAGUGUGCAGUGGAGUGGGGAUGAGCCCCUUCGUCGGCCAGUCACCCCUGGUGGCCACAGGACAGGGUGCCCAGUGGUAGGAGACCAUCUCAUUUCUUCCCAGAAUGCCCAACAAGCCAGAAAUGGUUGCCCGAGGCCCAUACCAGUCGCUCAGCCAGAUGACUACAAAGAGGGCAAACGAGGUGUUGCUGGGCGUGCCACGCCCUCGUCAUCAGUUAUGGACCACAAGCCAAGAGAGUGGCUACCAGCUGGACACCAGGAGUCUCGCUUGAUCCCCACAGCAGCCCUCAGUUGGCCAAGAGAGGUGAUCCAGGACCCAAGCAGUGGACACACCACCAGGGAAUUCACACCAGCCUUCACCUACAAGGCCCAGAUACCCAGUACUCCAGAGACCGUGGAGCAGAAUCCACUCAAGGCAAAAGCAUUGUCUCUGGCCCCUCAGUUCUCCUCAAGUGGCCCCCAGCAGGCCAGACGCCCGGCUUCCCCAGCAUCUUCCACGAGGGCCUGCACAGCAGCCAGUCCGUCAGGAAAUGAAGAUGGCUUCCUUCCCAAGCUAUAGUCCGAGGACCCAUCAGCUUCCGCCUCUCCACCAGCCAACAGCUGCAGGUGAUGGAUGUGAAGAGACACUUGUCUCCAUGAUCCUGGGUAGCUGAGAAUCCUGGAGUGCCAGCCCUGCAGGCUGCCCUGGAGUUGAAGCCCUACCAUCUGGGCACCAUCUCCUCAGACAGAGCCAUGGCAAGAGGGUUGGGAGAGGCCUGGACUGCCCUCCUGGUGAGAGGAGUUCCCUUGUCACCCUUUGCACCCAGAGGAGAAAAGCUAGGUAGCUUUGGAUGGGGGUGGCAAAUUCUGGACUCAAGCUUCCCUGUCCUUCAUAGAUUCCAAGCUAGACACAAAGCCACCCCAGGGAGAACAGUAUCAUCCAGACUGAGAAGGAUGUGCCAGGAGUCUUUUCCCAGAUGCCUGGCCAGGAUACUUGGUGAAAGGUGGCCCCACACUUCUCAUGUGAACCAACCACAAUCAAGUGAGGAGGACAGGGAGCCCAUUCUCCAGGCAUAACCUUCAGCUGCCUCUAAACAAGUCGUCCUCAAACAGCAGGGACUGAAUAUCAGACAUCCUGCAUAUCAAUAUUUACGUUACAAUUCGGUAAAAUUACACUUAUGAAAUAACAAUGAAAAUAAUUUUAGUUUGGGUUGGGAGUCACUACAACACAGAGAACUCUAUUAAAGGGUCACAGCAUUAGGAAGGUUGGAACCACUGCCGUAAACCUUGCUAAAGAUUAUAAAUUCGCAGGUGAGAAUACGGUCACACCGCUCAUGUACAAAGUUCUAAAAAAAAAAAAUCAAUUUAAAGACAAGAAUAUGCUGCGGGCCCAAGGAUGUAACUCAUGGGGAACAGCACUUGCCUAAUGGGCACAAAGCCCUGGUCUCCAUCUUUAGUACCACAGAAACCAUAGGCUGUGCUGACCACCUGCCAUUCAGCACAAGGAAGGUCAUCCUGUGCUACAUAGUGAGUCUGAGGCCAACCUGGGCUACAUGAGACCUGUCUUUUAAAAGAAGAAUGUGGUAUGAUCUAGCCUACAAGAAUAGACUCCAUUUCCUCAGACGGUUGUCUGGGUUUGUUGGUUUUUAUUUCAUGUCAUGUUUAUGAGUGCUUUGUCUAUAUCUGUGUAUGUGCUCGUGUGUGCCUGAUGCCCACGGAGGCCAGAAGGUCUCAGAAGCUCUUGCACUGGAGUUAAGAGCCAUUGUGGGCUGAGAAGAAUCUGCAAGAGCAACAGAUUCUCCGAACCACUGAGCCAUCGCUUGGCUCUUCUUCACAGUUUUAUAGACUUUAACCAGUCUGCCUCCUGACCCCUGGCAGUCACACCUCCAUCACUCCAGAAAUACAUGCCUCCCUCUCUGCUCUGAGGAAGAAGGCUGUGAGCUAAGGGCCCGAAGCACCCUCUGACCUCCCAGCUCCGCCUGUGGGUGCCCAAAGUAACUGGGCCUGAAGUAUAAUAGAGAGAUGCGGCAGGCAGAGGGCUCUGGAACGGAGUGGCUCUGGGAUGAAAUCUGGGGAUGAAUUUCAAAGGAGGGUCAUGAAGAAGGCACUCCACCCACCAGCCAAGAUUCCUCAGGUGCCAGUGCCUGGCACAGCCUUUCCCUGCCUGGUGUGGGAGCAGCAGACACCUAGGCUGGGGAGAGUUGUCUUUUCAGGCCCCUGGAAUGAAGGCAACAGCUGUGUCUCCCUCAAGCCUGCAGCUGAGCGGAAGUCAGAUGGCUUACAUCUGUCUGGUCCUUCAGAGAGACAGGGGAGUCUUGCAUAGGCCCAGCACACUGACAUCACCAAGCAAGGUGUGAGUCGUUCUCUGAGAAAUUAAGCAUCACCCAGGCUUUUUACCGUGCUCCCAGCACACAUUCUGAAACUGAAACUCGGAAUUGUCCUGUUUUUAUUAGGGUUUUCCUGUGUAACCCAGGCUGGCCUGGAACUUGCUAUAGUUCACGCUGUCUUCAAACUCCGGAUCCAACAGCCACAUGCUUUCUUAAAGAACAUUGCCAACUAGGGACUAGAGAGGUGGCUCCAUGGUUAAGUGUGUCCUCUUCCCACAGAGAAUCUCAACACCAGCACCGCUGUUCCGUCUCCUACACAGACACAUACGAAAAAAUAAAAUAAACCUUUGACAGCUUUUUUUACAAAUAA
Messenger RNA from Rattus norvegicus (Norway rat), 8019 nucleotides. Lineage: Eukaryota; Metazoa; Chordata; Mammalia; Rodentia; Muridae. The record is from RefSeq and is a predicted model, not a curated record.